GCCUCGUAGUCCUCAAGAGUCCAAUUUCUACCAACAAUCUAUACAAUGGGGUGGUUUUCAUCAUCUGCUCCCUCUGCGGAGAAACCGGCUUCCUCAAAUUCAGAAGAUUCAGUCUCAUCUCCUCCAUCUUCCACAUCCAAACCUCAAACGAAAACCCUUUCUCGCGAUGAAAUCGCAGAACAAGAACUGAAUUCCUUUCUCCGGGAACUGGAGGCCGACACCCAUCCUUCUAGUACAAAAUUUAAUCGUGUACCCCGGAUUCCUCCACCAGAGCCUUCCCAUUCUGAACCCUCUACUCGAGCUCCUUCCCAAACUGAUUCCUCGGAACCACUCUCCAUCCAACUCCUUCCCACAACCAUGUCCUGCCGUACAGCCUUCGAUGCGGCAUUCUAUUGCCAGUCCUUUGGCGGCCAAUUCAAUAAUUUGUAUCGAUAUGGGUCUGCACGAGAUUGUAGCGAGUCAUGGUCUGACUUUUGGUUUUGUAUGAAAACGAGAACGUAUGCCGACAAUGAGAAGGCCAAACUGAUCAAAGCACGAUGGGUUGAGAAGGAGAAGAGAAAAUAUGGAGAUCCGAGUGAUAAGAAUAGGGAGUUAGGGAAGAGCAGUGAGGAUGUGUGGAAGGGAAGAGAGCAGAGGUUAGAAUGGGAAGAGGCAUUUUGUGUGGAAGAGCCCAAAUGGACAGGAAGUGACGACGAGUGGAGGAGGAUGGAGAAAGAACACAGAGAGGCACAAAAAAGCAAUCUGUGAAAUGAGCUCAACAUAAAAGUAGUUAUUAUUUGGGGCAGGCAUGCAAAAUGUCUUGAUGUAUAACAGGAAGGGGAUUAUUCGGAAAAGAGAGGUUUUGGUUUUCAUGAAGGCGUUGAAUAUUUAUGAUAGCGAGUCAUAAACUAUCUUAUUGUUCUUGUAGUACCCAGAUAACUAUCCAUAUAACGAGAAAUGUAAAUUUCUUCUUCA
Molecule: messenger RNA, 954 nt
Organism: Botrytis cinerea B05.10
Lineage: Eukaryota; Fungi; Ascomycota; Leotiomycetes; Helotiales; Sclerotiniaceae
Exons: 1
Coding region: 46-747 (233 amino acids)
Source: RefSeq, a predicted model, not a curated record